AUGGUUGAUGAAGCACCACUUUCCGGGGAAAUCCCAGCCGUGGAUACCAAGUCCCUCACCAUCAAGAUUGCAACUUCCGGCCAUAAACCCAGUAAGGAGGUUAUUACCAACACAGUAACAAGUUCAGUAGCAUCAUCACCAUAUAACUCUCCUUCUCUAAUCUCUCCUCCAUCCUCAGCAUUUGUUUCAGCUUUACAGUCACCAUACAUAUCUCCAAGGGCCACAUUAGUCCCAAACCCUCCCUCUGAAAAUCCCACCCCCACUACACAAACCCUCACCCACCCAUCCCCACCUGUUUCGUACUGUGGGUCUCAGUCCGAUGAUCUUCCCAGCACCUCCUACACUCCCCCAUCUGAGCGAUACGAUUUUCCUGAUGAACCCAACAAUACAAAGCUCAAAAUUGUGACCUGUGUUCCAGUUUCAGGUCCAGACACAGCUCCUCGGAUUUCAUUUUCAUUUCCUGUCCCUCGAAUUUCAUUUGCAAAAGGCUCUGUUUCGCCUGCUUCAAAUGCCAAACUCAGGAGCUGUGAUGUGUACAUUGGCUUCCAUGGUCAGAACCACAAUCUAGUUCGCUUCUGUAAGUGGCUUAAAUCGGAGCUGGAGCUACAGGGUAUUGCUUGCUUUGUUGCAGACAGGGCAAAGUACUCGGACAAUCAGAGCCAUGAGAUUGCAGACCGAGUCAUUUGCUCAGUGACGUUUGGGGUUGUGGUUGUCACUAGUCAUAGCCUUCAUAACCAUCUUAGUUUGGAGGAGAUCAGGUUCUUUGCUCAAAAGAAGAAUUUGAUCCCUUUGUUCUUUGACACUGACCCAAAUGAGAUUGAAAAUCUUGUUAACCACAAUCUGGACAAUAAAGAAUGCAAAGAAGCAAUUGAUGGGCUAAUCAAGUCCCAUGAGUUUAAGCUGGAGGCAAAUGAGGGUAAUUGGAGAACCUGUGUAUCAAAAGCUGCUGGAAUUUUAAGGGCAAAGCUUGGAAGGAAGAGCCUUGCUGAGAAGGAAGUAGAAAGGUUUGAAGAGUUGCCAUUUCCAAGAAACAAACUUUUUGUGGGAAGAGAGAACGAAAUUACGGAGAUUGAAACUGCAUUGUUUGGGUGUGGUGGGGAUUAUUUUGAACAAGAAACUCAGAUGCCAAUUAUCAGAGGAGGAACACCAGGGCAAUCUGAGUGUUUUGCAGAUGAGGAAAGUGAAGUUGACACUAACAGAGGAGGGAGAUAUAUAAAUUUGGAACUGGGCAAGUGCAAAGGACCAAAUUUAGAGUCUUGGGUUGAACCAGUUAUUGGAAGAAAUUCACAGAAAAGGCCUAAAUACAAGAAGUCGAAAAGUGGGAAAUUCAAGAGCUUUGGCAGCAGUGUGGUCUGCAUAAAUGGAGCUCCUGGUGUUGGAAAGACAGAGCUUGUAUUGGAGUUUGCUCACAGAUAUUCCCAGAGAUACAAGAUGGUUAUGUGGGUAAGUGGUGAAGCUCGAUAUUUCAGGCAGAAUAUCCUCAACUUAUCGCUCAAUUUGGGCUUGGAUGUAAGCGCUGAUGCCGAGAAGGAAAGAGGGAGGAUCAGGAGUUUUGAUGAGCAGGAAUCAGAAGCAUUCAAGAGAGUUAAGAGGGAGUUGUUUCGGGACAUGCCUUAUUUACUGAUUAUUGACAAUCUAGAAAGUGAGAAGGAAUGGUGGGAAGGGAAGGAUCUACAUGACCUAAUACCAAGGAACACUGGAGGGUCUCAUGUGAUUAUUACAGCAAGGCUCUCCAGGGUGAUGAAUUUUGAUCCAAUGCAACUUCAGCCAUUGCCAUUGUCUGAUGCAAUGAUAUUAGUUAGGGGAAAACGGAAGAAAGAAUAUCCGGCUGGUGAGGUUGAAUACUUGGGGAAGUUUGAUGAGCAAUUGGGGAGGUCAAGUUAUGGGUUGUGUGUGAUUGGUUCACUGCUUUCUGAACUUGCAAUUUUGCCCUCUUCUCUCUUUGAAGCUGUGAACCAGGUCUCAUUUGAGGAAGCUUCUAAUUGCUGUAAUUCGAGCAUUGCUGAUCAGCAAUUCUGCAGAACCAAUCCUUUCCUUAUGAAAGUCCUGGCUUUUUGCACUGCGGUCUUGCAGCAAAGCAAAGGGAGUAGGAACCUCCUUGCCUUAAGAAUGGUUCAAGUAGGAGCUUGGUUUGCCCCAGCACCCAUUUCAGCAAAUUUACUAGCUGCCUCAGCUAAGAAUAUGCCUGCCCCGAGAAACAGGUUUAGAAAGUGGACCAAAUGCAUGAAUGUUGCGUUCUGUUGUUGUUCGGGUGGUUGUUCAUCAAGCCAAACAUGGAAGAGUGAAGAGGAUUCAGCCCUUCUCUUAGUUAAGCUCGGUUUGGCACGACGAGCUAAUAGACAGCCUGGAUGUUGGAUCCAGUUCCACCCCAUAACUCAGAUAUUUGCAAGAAGGAAAUAUGGUUUAGCCACUGCUAAGUCUACAAUCCAAGGUGUUAGGAAAAUUGGAAAUCAUAUGGUGAAUUCUGAUCACCUUUGGGCUUCUGCUUUCCUUGUCUUCGGAUUCAAAUCAGAUCCCCCACAAGUGCAGCUUAAGGCAAUCGAUAUGGUUCUCUUCAUUAAGAAAACAGCCCUCCCUCUUGCAAUUGGAGCCUUCACUACCUUCUCAAGGUGCAACUCAGCCUUGGAGCUCCUGAAAGUCUGCACAAAUGUCCUGGAAGAAGUGGAGAAAUCGUUUGUCUCUCAGAUACAAGAUUGGUGCCAUGACUCACUUUGCUGGAAAAAGAAGUUGCAAUCCAAUCAGAGGGUGGAUGAGUAUGUAUGGCAAGAAGUGACAUUGUUGAAGGCUACGAUGCUCGAGACCAGAGCGAAGCUGUUGCUGAGAGGUGGACAUUUUGAUAGCGGCGAAGAGCUCUGCAGAACUUGUAUCAGUAUCAGGACAGUAAUGCUUGGCCAUAACCAUGCUCAAACAUUGGCAGCUCAAGAAACAUUGGCAAAGUUAGUUCGGAUGAGGAGUAAGAUAUGAUGUUUUUUUCUUUCAAAACAAAUCAGCCUCAAACUUGGGUAGCUCAGUUUUGAUUCCACUGUAUCAUGUCAAUUCACUAAUUAGCUUAUACAAAAACAAUCAGUCUCUUCUUGUUCUUCUACUGGACAUGAACUCAUUAAAGAAGUA
Messenger RNA from Ilex paraguariensis (yerba mate), 3111 nucleotides. The record is from the annotation of a GenBank genome assembly. Lineage: Eukaryota; Viridiplantae; Streptophyta; Magnoliopsida; Aquifoliales; Aquifoliaceae.